Molecule: messenger RNA, 1996 nt
Organism: Camellia sinensis
Lineage: Eukaryota; Viridiplantae; Streptophyta; Magnoliopsida; Ericales; Theaceae
Source: RefSeq, a predicted model, not a curated record
AUAAUUGAAAUUUAUAAUGGCGCACGAAGGUGGUUCUAGUGGAAAACUUCCAAGUGAUGAUAUUGGUUGGAAAUUUGGAAUUCCACUAGAAAAUAAUAGGCAUAAAAUUAGGUGCAAAUUUUGUGGAAAAGAGCUAAAUGGUGGUAUAACUAGGUUGAAGCAACAUUUGGCCCAUAUGAAAGGUCAAGUCGCACCUUGUGCUAAUGUCAGUGGUGAAGUUCGAACACUAAUGAUGGAUCAUUUGAAUAAUUAUAAGGGCAAAAAGCUUGACAAAAGGAAGAUGAAUGAGGAAUUGACAGAACAAAUUAGAGCCAGUCAGUGUGAUGAUGAUGAAAAUGAUGAGGAGGACUUAGAAAUGGUUAUGGCCCGACAAAAUAGGGCUAGUGAUAUUGAGGUUGCACCACCUCCUGGUUUUGCUCGGCGAAGUCAUAGUGUUCGUGAGACUAGUACAGGUAGGAAAUGGAUUGAUACAUCCUCUCCAGAAGUUCAAUUAUUAGACAUAGAUGUGGAUCUUCAUAGGACCAAAGGCAACAAACAAUCCAAACUCUCCUCUAGAUUUUUGAAAGAAGCAAAGAAAAAAUUAGGAAGAGCAGUUAGCCAGUUUGUAUUGUUCACUCCAGUGCCUACUAAUGUUGUUAAUUCUAAAUGGCUAGAACCAAUGUUGGAUACUGCAAGAGAGGUUGGAAGAGGAACAAAGCUACCUACUUCUUAUGAAGUAACUGAAGUGUAUUUACCAAUGGAGUAUGAAGCUUUACAAAAUUGGAUAAAAUCUCAUAAAUCUAGUUGGGCUGAGAGAGGUGUUACAAUUAUGUGUGAUGGAUGGUCUGGGCCCACAAGAAAGCACAUUGUUAAUUUUCUUGUGUAUAGCAAUCGUGGAAUAAUUUUUCAGAAGUCUGUGGAUGUAACUGAUGUACCUAGUAGGACAGCUGAUUAUUACUUGGGCCUCAUGGACAAGGUAGUGGAUGAAAUUGGAGAAAAAUAUGUUGUGCAAAUUGUAACUGAUAAUGAAGCUGCGAUAAAGGCAGCUGGUUACAAACUCAUGCAAAAAAGGGAGAGUCUGUAUUGGACGGGAUAUGCAGCUCAUUGUAUUGAUCUUAUGUUAGAGGAUAUUGGAAAGAAAAAAAGUGUAGCAAAGGUGUUGGAUUGUGCAAAAUGGAAGCACAACAAAUGGUCCCAAAAGGAUGAUGCAAAAGAAGCGAAAGAAAUUAUACAAAGUAAAGAUUUUUGGACCAAGGCGGCAGAUGUAUUAAAAGUUCAAGAACCACUUCUAAAGAUUUCUUUAUUUUGUAAUAAAGAAGAUUCUUUUGGUGCUGUGUUAGCACAAAGAGCAGUGAAAGCAACAAAUCCUGCUGAAUGGUGGAUCCAUUAUGGUACAUCAGCUUUGGCACUCCAAAAAGUGGCUGUGAGAGUAUUGAGCCAAACCACCUCUUCUUCUAAUUGUGAGCGCAAUUGGAGUACAUUUAGCCUGAUACAUACAAAGACAAGGAAUUGGUUGACGUAUAAAAAAUUAAAUAAACUUGUUUAUGUGUAUUAUAAUAUGAGGCUAAAGAUCAGACAUGCAACACGAAAAAGCCAAGAUGACAGAGAGGAAUCUUUUAACCCCAUCAAUCUUGACUAUAUAUUUGAAGAAGAUGAUCUAUUAACUCCAUGGCUUCAAGAGAGAGAACAUGUAGUCUUGGAUGAUGAAGAUAACUCAGGUUGGUUGAUUGUUGACGAUGAUGAUGAGGGAGAUCAUGCCACUUGUAGCCAAGUACCUCAACACCAUCAAAGAGUAGGGUCUGCUAGAAGUGGCUCUAGUGAGGGUCGCGGUUUGAGUCCACCUAGUGGUAGUGGAGAUGAUAGUGAUGGCAGUCGUCCUCCAACAGGUGGUGGUAGUGGUGGACAAUGCGAGUUUGUAGGUUCUGCACAUGGUUGUAGACGCAGUAUUCAUCAUAUUGAUCAUGAUUGGGAACAGGGAUUCUUCACAGCAACAACGACAUUCUAUUUCUGCUCCUAA